GUGGGCACUGGGCGGCUGAAGGCUCCGGAACUGCGCCUGCGCUUUUCGGUGAGUCAUGCUUCAGGUUUGCCAGAGCCUGUGUCCCGCAAAAAGGCGAGCCCUUGUUCCCAGCGGAAGCCCACCCCGGCUCGCGGCAGCUUUCCGGUGCGCCCUGGGCGGCGUAGGUCCGAAGGAGUAUCGUGAGGAUUGAGAUGACUGGAGUGUGUAUGGCCUGGAGAGUUGCUCAAUAAAUAUAUGUUGCCUUCCACUGUGAAGAGAGUCUCGCUCUGUCGCCAGGUUGGAGUGCAGUGGCAUGAUCUCGGCUCACCGCAAACUCUGCCUCCCGGGUUCAAGCAAUUCUCCUGCCUCAGCCUUCCGAGUAGCUGGGACUACAGCUGUAAAGAUGUCUGACAAGAACCAGAUAGCUGCCAGAGCUUCUCUUAUUGAGCAACUGAUGUCCAAAAGGAAUUUUGAGGAUCUUGGCAACCACCUUACUGAGCUAGAAACAAUUUAUGUGACUAAGGAGCAUCUCCAGGAGACAGAUGUGGUCAGAGCUGUGUACAGAGUCCUCAAAAACUGCCCCUCUGUGGCUUUGAAAAAGAAAGCCAAGUGUUUGCUAUCAAAGUGGAAAGCUGUUUAUAAACAGACUCACUCCAAAGAGAGGAACAGCCCUAAAUUAUUUCCUGUGAGGGGUAAUAAAGAAGAAAAUUCAGGACCUUCUCAUGACCCAAGUCAGAAUGAGACACUGGGCAUCUGCAGCUCGAAUUCUCUGUCUUCCCAAGAUGUUGCAAAACUCAGUGAAAUGAUUGUGCCUGAAAAUAGAGCCAUUCAAUUGAAACCUAAGGAAGAGCAUUUUGGGGAUGGUGACCCUGAAUCCACUGGCAAGAGAUCGAGUGAGUUGCUGGAUCCCACAACACCCAUGAGAACUAAAUGCAUAGAGCUUCUUUACGCAGCUUUAACUAGUUCUUCCACAGAUCAACCCAAAGCUGAUUUGUGGCAAAACUUUGCAAGAGAAAUUGAAGAGCAUGUUUUUACCCUUUAUUCAAAGAACAUCAAAAAAUAUAAAACUUGCAUCAGAAGCAAAGUUGCCAAUUUGAAGAACCCCAAAAAUUGUCAUUUACAACAAAACUUGCUCUCUGGGACCACGUCUCCACGAGAAUUUGCUGAAAUGACUGUCAUGGAGAUGGCAAAUAAGGAACUGAAGCAGUUGAGAGCCUCCUACACGGAAUCUUGUAUCCAGGAACAUUACCUUCCCCAAGUAAUUGAUGGCACACAGACAAAUAAAAUAAAAUGCAGACGCUGUGAGAAAUACAAUUGCAAAGUCACUGUAAUUGACAGAGGAACACUUUUCCUUCCCAGCUGGGUGCGGAAUUCAAACCCAGAUGAACAAAUGAUGACUUAUGUAAUUUGUAACGAAUGUGGGGAGCAGUGGUACCAUAGCAAGUGGGUGUGCUUGUAACUGUAAAUCAGUGUUCUCUUAACAGAUAACCGGAGUAAUACCUUUUAUUUGUACAACCCUUUUGUGCUUUUAAAAAUCUUAUACACACUACUCUCUAAAACAGAAAAAGGAGGAAAGAAAGUUGUUAGCUGAAGCUGACACCACCAUCCCUAAAAGUUACAUUUUGGGGAGAGGGAGUGGAUGACUAUUUAUAUUGUGCCUUGUGGCCAUUUAGUACCUUACUGUAAACAGAGUGUGGGUGAGAACAGCCCAGCAUAAACUGGGAGACUGUGGGAAAUGCAUUCCCAGGCCUCACACCAUUGAAUCCGAAUCUGCAUUUUGACAGGAUCCCCAGGUAAUCUUCCAAGAUAGGAUAGUUUGAGAAGUGCUACUUUAGCAAUAGGCCUCUGGCUCUCAGCAGUGGCUGCAUAUUAAAAUCAUCUGGGAAGCUUUGAAAACCCACUGGUGCUGAGACCCCACCCUAGAACAAUUCAGUUGGAACCUAUGAGAUGGAACCCAGGCAUCAACAUUUCUUUUUUCAUUCCUCAAGUUAUUUUAAGAUGCAGUCAGAGUUGAGAACUACUCAGAAAUAGGCUCUCAUUUGAUCCUUUUUACAGCUCUAAGACAAGAAUGUUAUUCCAGGCACUUCACGAAUGAGGAAACAGGUCCACAGAGGUGUGGUGACAUGUCCAAGUGACACAACCAUAAAUAGUACCAAUUGUGACAGAUCCCAGAUUUUCUCCCUCCUGACUCACUGAGACUGGCUCAAUAUCGACUUCUGAGAAAUGUAUUCCUGGAGGUCGGGGACAAAAUGAAGAAUGUGUUUAAACUCCAACAUUGGGUGACUAGAUCUUCCUUCUUUUCCCCUCUCUUUUCUCAUUUAUAGGUCUCCCUUCAACCACAGAAGUCACCCUGGAACUCAUCCCGCAGUUAGAAUUUUGUUUGGAGCCCUCUUGCUUAGUUGAAGGAGUUUCGUAGUUGUUUUUUGUUUUUGUUUGUGUUUUUUCCCCCUGUGAACAGGUUUUUCGGGGGUAUGUAAACUCUAGGAUGUUUAGUUUCUGAUGUCAGGAGUCUUCAUGUUCUCAAGGACAAGUGUCCUUGAGAUGGACAUUAAUGGUCAUUAGUCUGUCAGAGGAAGCCCAUCACCUUAGCCUUUGAAUGUAGUAACAGACGUUUAUCUAAUAAAUGAAUUGAAGAUGAAAUUACCUCUUUGAGGCCUUUGCAAACAGUGUUUAACCAGUUUAUAUAAUUGUUUGAAUACAACACGCCUUCUAUGUGAUUAUGGCUGAUUUUUUUUCCUUAAAAAACUCAUGGAAUGUUCACCGUUUUAUAGUUUUAAAAAGUUUACUUUGGCGGUCUCUACAAACCUACCAUUUCACUUUCUCACCAGUUCUUUUCUCCUAACUCUCUUCCUUUGUUGGAGCUCUGAAGGCCUAACUGUGUGUACACUUUACCUGCCUGACACAAUUCUCCGAAACAUGCAUAAAAGUAAAAUAUGUUCGUAUUUUUAAAUAAUUUGGAAGAGUCGGCUCAAUGCCAUCAAGUGUGAAAUCUAUUUUGAUAUACUUGCUCCCCGUGUCUUCCCAGGGCUGCUUUUUAUGAUGCAACAUGUUUAGUCCUUAACUUGCAAGGUCAUCUAAAACUUAAAGUUUCACAAAGUGUGGUUUCAUAUGACUUGGAAUAAUCUGAAAAACUAUUCAGUGGUUACGAAAGAGCACAGCACAUAAAAACCAAAUUUGAUUAGUUCAAGUUGGUGUUUAUGUUUUGCUUUGGGGGUUUGUGUGUAUGUGUGUAGUUUUUAUUUAUAUUGGAAUUUGGUAAACUAAAUGUUCAGACAAAUAAAAGUAAUUAAAAUGGAAA
Molecule: messenger RNA, 3277 nt
Organism: Gorilla gorilla gorilla (western lowland gorilla)
Lineage: Eukaryota; Metazoa; Chordata; Mammalia; Primates; Hominidae
Gene: TCEANC
Product: transcription elongation factor A N-terminal and central domain containing
Exons: 4
Coding region: 293-1438 (381 amino acids)
Biological process (GO): DNA-templated transcription
Cellular component (GO): nucleus
Source: RefSeq, a predicted model, not a curated record